AAUGCAUUUAAAACUCAAAGGGCACUAGGGGAAAAAUCUUUAAAACCAUAAUAGCCUCAGACCUCAAAGAUGCCUUCCCCCCCCCUCCCUUCUUUUUUUACUUUAGAUCACAGGCAGAUUUUCAAAUGAAGAACCUGAGAUCAACUCGAACCAUGGACGUGGAAGUGCUUUGCUUUGUUGCUGAUGAUAGAUUUUCUGCUCGUGGAUUGUUCUUGUAAGAUAAUGUGAGAUCAUCUAAGAAAAAACUGCAGACAGGUGAACUCCACAAACAUGGAUGGCCCCAACAAUUUGACUUCCAUUAUGAACAAGACCUGUGAUCCAGUUGUCCCAUCAGUUAACCCUUUCUUUAUGCUGGUCUACAGUCUAGUGUUUGUGGUGGGUUUACUCCUUAAUGGUUUCAUCAUGAAGUUUUACUGUUGUCGAGUUCGGCAGCAGGCAUCAAGCAGCUUGAUGGUGUACAUGAGGAACCUGACAGCUGCUGACUUCCUGCUCUGCCUCUCUCUGCCACUCCGCAUCGCCCACUAUGCUAGCAGCUCUCUCAUCAUUCAGCAGCUCUACUGCACAGUUGGAGCUUAUGCCCUGUUCCUCAACAUGUAUGCCAGCAUCCUAUUCAUGGGGUACAUUGCUGCCAACAGGUAUCUGAAGAUAGUCCAUCCUUCAAAAACUCACAUUCUACAGAGAGUACGAACUGCCCACAUCAUCUCUGUGGUCACUUGGGUUUGUCUCAUUAUUCCAGCAGUCACCAGCAACAGCCUGUUUUUCAUCACCCAGAAACACCUGAACGUCACCCCGAGACGCUGUCGUCCCCUGUUUAGUUCAUUGGUCAGGCUGAUCCAAAAAAUCGUCCAUAUCUUCUCUGUUAUCAUCUUCCUCUCAGUCUUCAUAUCCCUGGUCUUCUUCUAUAACGGCAUCUCCCGCAGGGUGUUGCAGGCACAGCAGACACAGCUGGCCUCCUCUGGCUCUGAGAAGCUGGUGAAGUCUCGCAGGAACAUGUUGGUGCUGGUCAGCAUCUUCUGUGUUUGUUUUGUCCCCUAUCACCUGUUUCGACUCCCCUAUAUUUUUCUGUCGGGAAACUGCUCUGCUGUUAAGGUGUUGUACUACCUGAAGGAAGCGGCCACCAUAGUGUCAGUUUUCAACGUCUGCCUGGACCCUGUUGUUUACUUUUUCCUCUGUAAGACUUUUCAGGCCCAGGUGAAUCGGAGUAUGGCCUCCAUAAGAGUCAACGUUCAAUAAGCAAAUGAGGAGAGUGUGACGUAGGCCAGUCCACUGGCUGUCACAAGAGUGACAGCAUAAAGAAGGAGCUGGGAAUUAUUCACUGAAGAGAGAGGCAAACAAGUGUGCUGUAAAGAAAUGCUCAACAUCUUAUAAAAAAUAGAUUUUUUUUCGAGAGUGAGAUGAGACCAGUAAAACCAGUAUCAUGUAUGCCAAGCCCUCACAUACUAGAGAACUUUCUGUGACGCUGAGAAAUCAAUGCAGAACAAAUCAGCCCAAACACACUCCCACACAGAGAGCAUCAGUUUAUGUUGCCAACUUUCAGCUAUGAGUCUGUGUCAGUUUUAGCAAACAGAAACGGAACCAGUCUGUGGUUAAAUUUCUACAAACAAUAUCCAAUGUGUGAAAUCUGAAUUUCAGUGUUUAUGAACAAAAAUAUUUUAACAUUUAUAUAUAAAAACCAAAGUGAAAAUUACUGCUGAAAAUUUCGUCCGCAGUAAUUUUUAUGAUUCAUGACGAGAAGCAAAACAUAGGCAAUGCCUCAAGAAGAAGAAAAUAUAGGGUUUCCAGCCUGUUUUGCUACUUUAAUAAUUUUUCAUAUCUUAUUUCAAAGUUUUGUUCUUCCGGGUAGAAAAUAGUUUAAAUCAAGACAAAACAACUAGGAGUCAUAGCUCUACAUUACUAGAGGGGGUCCACACAGGAAACUUUGGAGAGCAAGCAAAAGACUUCACCUGUGCCUUCAACACGUUAUAAUACACAUUUAUGCAGGUCAUGUUUAAAUAGCAGUAGUAUAAAAUGCCCUUUCAUACUGAGGGACACUCAGUUCCUGGUUAACAACUGAACCUUCUCCAAGAUCUUCCCAUAUGGCGUGCAGUAAAUGCAGUCUGAGUGCUCAUGGCUUGCCCAUCGUCAAUCAUGUCGGCCAGCCAACAGCUGUAACCGCUUUCUUUCUUCCUCGAUAAGGCAGGUUCAAGCCAGCUCUGACCAGGCAGAACUCUGUUGUCAUGGUUCCUGUUUAAUGUUAUUGCUUGUCUAAAUGAGUUGACUUAUCAAUUCAUCUCUAAGAAGUUUUGAAGGAUCCAAUAAAUGAUCUAAUGGUAGUGACCUAUACCUUUAACAGAUUGCAAAGCAUUCUGGGUGAGCAUGUUGAACAACAGAGACCAACACUGAGCUCUUUCUAUAGUUAUAAACCACAAAGUUUAAAAGUAACCGAGCCGAUUUACUGCACACAUGGCUUAGCUUUUAACCUUUCUUCGUCCCACCUCACGCUAACACGUAGCUCAAACUAUCUUUACUUCUGAUUUGUCUUCUUUCAAAUGUUUCGAUGCUAUAGUUCUUAAAUCAAUAAGUCGUUACCCUUCAGUUGUUCUGUGUUUUAAGAACAGUAAAGUGAGUCAGUUUCUUUGACGUGGACUGUGUUUUUUCAGCCUGCAGUUUGUCUGUGUAACAGAUACUAACUCUAGCUCUGUGGUUGUUCAGUUUCCUGUUUCGAAUCAAAACUUAGCUGCUCACAUUUUACUGCAGGGUAAACUGUGUGGGUGUAGGUAAAAUGUCCUAUAAAUGUCCUACACACACACCUACACACAUUUCUACAUUUUAAAGUAAACUAAAUAUAUUCUAUAGCUUAAAUACAGUUGGUACAUUGCAAUAAACCAACAUGUAUGAAAAUCACAUGUCAGCUUUAAUUCUGUAUAGACCACAGAGUCCACAGAUAUACAUGCACUGGAAGGCAAUAUGGCUGCUGCAACAGAAGCAGUUACCAGUGCCAGUCCCUCUUCCCUCUUUAAUGGUUUUAUUUCCACCCUCAACAUAGCCUGCUUCCUUUCAGCCAGACUCAUAGUUCGAAGUGAAAGAUGAACUGAUAAAAUCUUUAUUAAGGUAUUCAGUAAUCAUAACUGGAUGUUCAAUAUAUUUAAAGAGUCAUUUAGAAAACUUUACCUGCUCUUUAUCAGUUGAAUUGACAGGACAACAUUGGAGCUUUGCAUGAAGUUCAGAUUUACAGCAAACAUGAAUGCACCAAAAAUGAAUGAACACUUGUGUGAUCUUUGAUGUUUUGUGUGUUUGUAUGUUGCACUUCUUCCUGCACCGAGGGAAUCACUUGAUAAAACCUGUUACUGUGGAUCAUAUUUAAGCCUCUUUGUGGCAUUGCUCCACCAAAUGAUCAUGCUACUUCACCAAAUGUAUAUAUCUGUAUUGAGCAACAUGUGAGCAACAUGUGAGCUGAAAUGAAAUAAUGUUCAGGGUUUGUGCUCAUAUUUUAAGAUUUACGAUACAUGUUAACAACUCAUAAAUUGUUAACAAUCAGGAAGUGGUUUCAAAGUCUGAGACUGGGGUCAGACUCAUUUUACAUGGCGGGCCACAUAUAACCACAUAAAUAUCUAUGGUAGAAAGUGAAAAACAGAAUUUCUUGUGGAAUUUUUUCAACACCAAACACAACUGUAGACUUGGUCUCAAAGCAUACUGAGAGACGGAGCUGUGCAGGAAGUGAGAUUUUAUCUUGGUGAACGUAAAAUUCACGAUGUUUUUCAAAUGUGGAGCCCAAUUUUGAUCUUCUGUUUCUGUUAGUUCAGGGAAUUUUGGUCAGACAGUGAUAAAAGGUUUGGGUAGUUUGACAGCAUGUCCAUGUACGUCUAUCAUGUCCAUCUUUUUUCAGAGUCUGUGUACCUGCUCUUUAAUCGUUUGCUGUUUUGGCUUUUUGGUGGUUGUUGAUUCUGACGUUUCUGUGGAUAACACGUGUCUAUAUUUAAAUAACAGAUCAGUGAUACAUCCUGUUAAACUAGAUGUUCUUCCUCUCAUCCCCAAAAGGUUCAACAAUUCACAACUUUAUAAAUUCUGCUCUCAGCUUUGUCUCUAGUAUCACUGAAAUGCAGCCAGAUGCUCAUUUUAUGUUUCCACUCGUUUCUUCACUUUUCACUUGUCUUUGCAUGUGAUUGGCUGCAUGGUGCGCCCAUCAACAUAAAGCCCCGCCCCUGCCUGCAUGGAUUCUCAGCAGGGCUGGAGAUUCAGCUCCUACAUACCUAAUUAAUGACUGCCAUUUGAAAUUAUCACAAAACAAAACAAGAGACGUACAUAUGUUACUUUUGAAAACAAAAGUCUGUGACUGUGGGUCAGCCGGAUUGCUCGACACUCAAACACCCACCUGUUCCUCGGGUUUACUUCCUGAAAACCUCUGAAACGUCUGCUCAUCUUUCCGGGUUUACAGAGCAGCACCAGCUAUGGGAGCACAGAGAAAACCCAACACAGACCUCUAGCAUGACCGGAUUGGACUGCAUGAACUGCGCUUCAGUAAAACAAAGAAAAGACAGGUGGCGUGAGCUGAGCCGUCACAAGUGCAGCUCAGUGACGUGAUAUUAGUGACACAGCCACAGACUUUGCUGAGACUCUCUUCUUUGAUAUCAGCUACCACACUAAACACUUCCUGCUGGAUCUCUUUCAGAUUAAAAGGUUAUUUGAAAUGAGGUGACUGCAAUACUUUUAAUGUGAAAUUAAGAGAGGAAGUGCUGCGUUUUAUUCUUUGCACUCUGACAUCGUGCAAGAGCGGAUGUGGUUUUUCCUGUAAUAAAUUAGUAAAAUAUUAUUUUAAAUGGGUAAAAAAAUGUUAGUGCAUAUAUGAAACAGUAUCAUCGUGUUACCAU
This is a messenger RNA of Haplochromis burtoni (Burton's mouthbrooder), 4847 nucleotides long. RefSeq names its product P2Y purinoceptor 14. The transcript is spliced from 4 exons. Gene Ontology annotation, molecular function: G protein-coupled purinergic nucleotide receptor activity. Gene Ontology annotation, cellular component: membrane. Lineage: Eukaryota; Metazoa; Chordata; Actinopteri; Cichliformes; Cichlidae. The coding region runs from base 271 to 1233 and encodes 320 amino acids. The record is from RefSeq and is a predicted model, not a curated record. Gene Ontology annotation, biological process: G protein-coupled receptor signaling pathway.